UGAAAGGCGAGGAGGAGGGAGAGGAGCAGGAGACUGACGAUCUGAUUCACACCACAGGAGAAAGACCAGAUUCUAACACUGACAGCAGGAAGAGUCCCUCAGUGGAACCAGACCCAGGGAUGCCCAAACCAGCAAGACGACACCCCUGCUCCCACUGUGGAAAGAGUUUUACUACAUUAGAACACCUGAAAGUACAUAAAAGAAUAAUACACUUGGGAGAAAAGCCAUACCACUGUUCAGACUGUGGUAAGGAAUUUAGCCGGUUAGAUGGCCUGAAACAACAUGAGAGAAUACACUCUGGAGAGAGGCCUCACCACUGCUCUCAGUGUGGAAAGAGUUUUAGCUGGUUAGGGAGCCUAAAAAUACACGAGAAAACACAUACAGGGGAGAAGCCUUACCACUGCUCUCAGUGUGGAAAGAGAUUUUCCCAGUUAGGGCAUCUAAAAGGGCAUAAGAGAACGCACACCGGAGAGAAGCCUUACCACUGCUCCCAGUGUGGGAAGAGAUUUACCCAGUUAGGCAACCUAAAAAAUCAUGAGCUAAUACACUCUGUAUAUAAGCCUUACCACUGCUCUCAGUGUGAACAUACAUUUUUCUCAUUAGAUUCUCUGAGAAAACAUGAGAUAACACACUCUGAUGAGAAACCUUUCCAUUGUUCCCAGUGUGGCAAGAAUUUUUUUACAUUAGGGUCCCUGAAGGAACAUGAGCGAACACACACAGCAGAGAAACCUUACCAUUGUUCUAAGUGUGUAAAGACUUUUUCCUCAUCAAAAUACCUUAAAGAACAUAAAAGAAUACACUCUGGAGUGAAACCUUACCACUGCCCCCAGUGUGAAAAAAGUUUUGCCCGACCGAGGGACCUGAAAUAUCACGAGAGGACACACACAGGAGAGAAGCCUUACCGCUGCUCUCAGUGUGGAAAGACAUUUUUUUUAUCAGGACAUCUGAAAAGACAUGAGCUAACACACUCUGUUGAGAAGCCUUUCCACUGCUUCCAGUGUGGGAAGGAUUUCACCCAGUCAAGAUACCUGAAAAAACAUGAGCUAACACACUCUGUAGAGAAGCCUUUCCACUGUUCUCGAUGUGAAAAGAGUUUUAAGAAUUUAUGGAACAUGAAAGUGCACGAGCAAAGACACACAGAGGAGAAGCCUCCCACUGUGGGAUGAAAUGUACAUGGUUUCAUCAACCGAAAGAGCAUGAAUGAAUCUCUCACUCCGGAGAGAGAUGUCCGAAGCCAUUAUUUAUACUGUGUAAUUUAAUCAUUUUUUACAUUUGUGUACCUUUUACCAUCCAUAUGAAUUCGAACCUGUCUAUGCAUACAGGAAACGAUUAUUUCCUUCACCACCGUUCAAAACGGAACUGUGUGGACAAACCUGGACGUUCUUUAAAAGAACGUUGGUCAUUUUUAGAAUGUUGGGACAUGGUUUGAAUGUUUAUCAGGAAACACACAAAAGUGCUCCCUGUUGGCUGAUAUCUUUGACUGAGAACGGGUUUGUCAUUAUGCCACAUUAAUAAAAUAAAGAUGGCUCUUCUAAAAGCCUACUUCACACCAUAAA
Messenger RNA from Oncorhynchus tshawytscha (Chinook salmon), 1556 nucleotides. Its product is annotated as zinc finger protein 180-like. NCBI's taxonomy places the organism in Eukaryota, Metazoa, Chordata, Actinopteri, Salmoniformes, Salmonidae. Gene Ontology annotation, biological process: regulation of transcription by RNA polymerase II. The record is from RefSeq and is a predicted model, not a curated record. The transcript is spliced from 2 exons. Gene Ontology annotation, molecular function: RNA polymerase II cis-regulatory region sequence-specific DNA binding; DNA-binding transcription factor activity, RNA polymerase II-specific. Bases 120 to 1166 code for a protein of 348 amino acids.